Messenger RNA from Selaginella moellendorffii, 1929 nucleotides. Its product is annotated as regulatory protein NPR5. The coding region runs from base 381 to 1571 and encodes 396 amino acids. The record is from RefSeq and is a predicted model, not a curated record. Gene Ontology annotation, biological process: plant organ development. The transcript is spliced from 3 exons. Lineage: Eukaryota; Viridiplantae; Streptophyta; Lycopodiopsida; Selaginellales; Selaginellaceae. Gene Ontology annotation, molecular function: protein binding.
CUCUCGAGUCAACUCCUAGGCACAGAAAAAAGUGUGAAAUGGAGAGAAUGAAAGAACAGCACCAUGAAUGGACAAACAGCGUUCUUGUUGCCUUUUCGCGGCCACAAAACAUCCCUGUAGCGAUCGAAUCAGCAGAUGUGUAAUCAGAAGAAAGAAUUCAAAGGUAUGAAGCCUCUCACCUUUUUGAUCUCGCUGAUCACGACCAGUUGAGUGCUGAGUUCUUAUAAUCGUCUUAGACUUUUCCCGCCCCAUCUCUUGCCAUCUAAGAGCAUAGAGUUCUUCAUGAGAUGAAUCCUUGCACAGCUUUGCUUCAGGAUCUUCACACGGUAUUUCGCAGUCCCGGCUCCGCUGCUAGUUUGUUCUGAGAAAGGUUUCCCGGAAUGAGUCUCGAGGAUUCGGAGCCUUUGAAGCAACUGGCAGAGGACUUCUCGAACCUCCUAGAUAAUGGCCAGGCCUUCAGUGACGUUGCAUUUGCAAUCGACGGGAGGCACGUCUAUGCUCACAAGUGUGUCCUGGCUGCACGGAGUCGAUUCUUCCGGAUGGUGCUGACUAGCAAUGGACCAACGCAAGCCCCCCUGGUUAUGCCGGUCUCGGCAGUCGGCCACGACGCCUUCAUGCUCACGUUGCGAUUUCUCUACAGUGGUCAGCUAUGUUUGCUACCUUCGAAUUCUCAGCCUGACAGAGGGUGCAAGGAAAGCUCUUGUUGGCAUUCACAAUGUAGAGCCGCGGUCGACUUCGCGCUGGAAGCCCUUCAUGCCGCUCAAAUGUUUGGCAUUGACGAGCUCUCCGUCUUGGUACAGAAGGAGCUGGCUGCGAUGGCUGAGAAGGCAUCGAUCGAGGACGCCAUGAGAAUCCUUGUCACAGCUCGCGAGCAGGACCUGCUCCAACUGUGGUCAGUGUGUUCCAAGCUUAUAGCCAAGUCUGGCCUGUCAACGGAAGCGCUAGAGAAACAUGUACCGGUGGAGAUAGCUGCCGAGAUAGAAGCCAUCCGACAUAAAUGUGGCUACUACAAUGCCUCCAGAGCCGAUUGCAGCGACUCGCUGGACGAGCAACGGACACGGAGGAUGCAAAAGGCACUGGAUUCGUCGGAUGUUGAGCUGGUGAAGCUUCUGGUCAUGGAGGAAGGCCUCAGCCUCGACAAAACGUUCGCUCUUCACUAUGCUGUCGCGCACUGCAGCCGAAAAGUUGUGAGCAUCCUGCUACAGCUCGGAGCCGCCGAUGUCAACGCUGUCGAUGUCGAAGGAAGGACACCUCUACACAUUGCUGGAGAACUCGCUGAUCCAGAGAUGAUAGCGGUUUUGCUCGACCACCAUGCGAGCCCACACGUACGUUCUCCAGCAGGAACCACCGCUCUGGACAUGGUGCAAAGUCAUGUGUUCCAAGCACUGACUUUAGCGUCGGAAGGUGGAGCACCGGCGGACCACAGUAAGCUCAAGCUGUGUCUGGAGCUGCUGCAGACUGCUGAGCCAGUUUCCUCACAAGAGCGUAUCGUUCAGGAUGAAGGUAACUGCUUGCUAAUGGCUCCAGGGCGAAACAACGAUUUCUACCCGGCUCCUAAAGGUACACAGUGAGCAAUUCACCGACAUGGAGCAGUGACAAUGACGAGGUGAUCGACCCGAUAAUACGGCUGGUGGUAUCUCACCCACACUAUUCUGCUCCUGUCCCGUUCAUGAACCCGCACCAACAAGUGUCUCAGCAUGACUCCGUAUGGUAGCUCCAGAGACCAUAUACUCACUCCUGUAAAUUCAACACAAAUUGAUUCUUGCACAGUAGUUGCCAAAGAUAGAAGUCCUGUCAAAGAGAAGAAGUUCCGUCACGAUAACACGAUCGAAUUGAAAAAAAAAAAGAAGCUAGGUAGCUACCUCGUCAGAAGACAAACAGUUUCCUUCUUGUUGGCCAAUCUUUCGAGAAUAAAGCAAGAGAUCUGCA